AUGGUCUGCAGAGUACAGAAUCAUGCCUUUGACCUGCAAACUCCUACAGCUACUGAGGAUGCUCUUCUUAUCACUGUUGAUUCUUCUAGAGCUCCUAAUAACACUAUUAUCCCAAAGCAGUUAACUCGAGAGAAAUUUAAAGAGCUUUUGCCUACCUCAUGGACUACCAACUAUGAAACUUCAUUUCAUACAGAUACUUCUUUGCAGUCCACUGAUCCCAAAUUCACACGAAAGAAGGAUGGUACAGUUGAGAUUGCUUUUCCAUCCCCUUCGGCUGUCACUGCCCCGAUCUUUCCCACAAUAGCAGUUAUUGAACCUUCUCUUCCUAUAGCUGCCUUUGAUGGAAAGGGUCGUCAAGUUUAUGCCUAUAAAGAUCCCGUUACCCAACACUGUUAUUGGGAUCUAGAUUGCAAGUGUAAUGCUUGUCUUUUUGAUGACUCAGACUUUGAUCAGCUUACUCGUUCUGCUCGAUGGUCUAAAAUGAAGAAAAAGAUUUCUCAAGCUCGUUUACAACAAUUAUUUCUUGCUGGAGACCCUGAAGUGGAUCUUCUUGGUGAACCUUCAGUAGGUUUUGACUACUUCGUCAUAUAUCCUCGCAGAUCUCCCCCUUAG
Messenger RNA from Tripterygium wilfordii, 612 nucleotides. RefSeq lists its product as uncharacterized. Bases 1 to 612 code for a protein of 203 amino acids. The transcript has a single exon. NCBI's taxonomy places the organism in Eukaryota, Viridiplantae, Streptophyta, Magnoliopsida, Celastrales, Celastraceae. The record is from RefSeq and is a predicted model, not a curated record.